This is a messenger RNA of Dermatophagoides pteronyssinus (European house dust mite), 1201 nucleotides long. RefSeq lists its product as uncharacterized. NCBI's taxonomy places the organism in Eukaryota, Metazoa, Arthropoda, Arachnida, Sarcoptiformes, Pyroglyphidae. The record is from RefSeq and is a predicted model, not a curated record.
AACCACAACAACAACAAAAACAACAACAAAAACAACAACAACAAAAACGACAUCAAUCUUCAUAUAAAUAUGAUUGGGAACGAAUUGAUUAUGAUCAAAUUGAUUUUAAUGAUAAUCGACAAAUAAAACGAUCAUUUUGGAAUGUAAUAUUACCUGGUUUAAUGUCAACAAUACAAACAAUUGGUGCUGGUCUUUAUGUAAUCCGACCAGAUUAUUUUCAAAAAUUUGCAUUUAUCGGUACGUUUGCCAGAUUUAAUCCAUCUGAAGGACGUGAAUAUUUUCUUACAGCAUGGACUAUUGCUGCAUUUUCUGUUGUUAUUAUGAUGUUUUAUUGUUUACCAACAAGAGCAAAAAAAUUUCAAUUUUUACGUAUAUUACGUUUGAAUGAAAAUAAUAAUCAUUAUUUGGAUGAUGAUGAAUUCAAACGAUUUAAACAAUUACGUGAACGUAUUUUUUCAAUUGUACGAACAUUUGCAUUAAUUAUUGAAUUAGUAAAUCCAUUUGGUUUUAUACCAAUAAUCAUUGAACUUGAAGCAUAUAAAAUUUCAAUGUUUUGGACAAUUAUAUGGUUUAUUAUUGUACAUGUUAAUCUUUGGUAUCUAUCUGUAGCUCAAUAUUUUGGACCAAUAUUUGUAUCAUUAUUACAAUAUUAUUUUCGUUUACGACAACGUAAUCUAAAAAAACGUUUAAUACGUUUACAAAAAAUUUUUCAACAAUAUAAUCAAUUGGAUGAUCAACAACAACAACAAUUAAUCAAUCAACGAAUAUUAUUUAGACAAAUUAAUGUUGAAAUUUAUCGUAUUAAUCGUUUAUAUGGUAAAUUACGACAGGAAAUUUAUUCGGCAAGUAAACAAUUACGACGAUUUGUAACAACAAUAUUUAUUGAUCUUAGUUUACAAGCAACAUAUCUUAUAUCGGUUGUUGUUUAUACAAAAUUAGCACCAGCUAUAACAUUAGUUAUUUUACAAAUAACAACCGGUAUAACAACAAUGUUAAUUAUUUUUAUGUAUAGUUCAUCAAUGCUUGAAUAUGAAGAUAGAAAAUUUUUUACUAUCAAACAACAAUGUCUUCAUUUUUUCUAUUUAAAACGUAAUAUUGUUACAUCGAAAAAUUUGAUCAAGGUUUGUUUUGUAUUUUUUUCAUUCUUCAUUAUAAUGAUCACCUUUUGUUUUUCUAUCUGAAUAUUAUUUAUCCAGUUUGG